Messenger RNA from Aphanomyces astaci, 1421 nucleotides. RefSeq lists its product as hypothetical. The record is from RefSeq and is a predicted model, not a curated record. NCBI's taxonomy places the organism in Eukaryota, Oomycota, Saprolegniomycetes, Saprolegniales, Verrucalvaceae. The transcript has 2 exons. The coding region runs from base 91 to 1356 and encodes 421 amino acids.
CUUGGGUUUGUUUGCCAGUGCGCAUCAUUCCCCGACUCACCGCCAAUCGCUCGACUGCACACAACACGAGGAUUGACAGACUGACUACCCAUGGGCAAUACAUGCAUGCCCGCCAAGUAUUCCAAGGGACGUCUCCCCAAGGCAUCGCACACUGACGACGAUGACUCGUUCACGCGAGACAAACCCAUGAUAAGCACGACGUUUUCAGACCCGGCAGCUCCAAACCCUGCCGACGCCACCAUCAACUCGUUCAAGGACUACAGUCCUUCUCGCCCACUGUCGAUCCGCGGUACUACUCCAUCGGCAACCGUCGCCGACGCCAUUCGAAGCCUUCGUGACUCGGCAGAUCUGAAGACACUGUCGUCGCUUGUGGCGGUGACCCACCAACCGGCUCGGUCGCGCAAGUAUUCUCUCCUGUCCAGUGACGUCCCCGUCCUUCCUCACCCGUCAUCACGUGUGUCCAAAGCCUCCCCCGAUGCUGCCGUACUCAGUACGUCGCAGCGAUCACUAUCGCCAGUUAUGUGUGUGACCAGAACCACCCACGCCACCUCUCACGCCAACAUCCGCGAUAUCCAAGCCAGCUCCCACGACACGAUUCGCCAAACCAAAGAUAACCUCGACCUCUUGCGACAGAUCCAAGCCAUGCACGACGAAGCCGGUCGGUCCAGCCACGCGCCUUCUUCGUCGUCUACCGGGAGUCAGUCCCGCAAGACUUCCAUUGCCAGCGACACCAACGCUCCGUCUACGAUUCUCUUCCCAGGACAGUUUGCACCCCCCUUGCUGCCACCCCGACGACCAUCAUCAUCGGCGGCGUCGUCGGCGUACACCGCGUCAGUGAACGGCCCUAAUGCACCGCUAGUACAUUCGCCGACUCCUUCAUUUGGCAUGUCGUCUGCGCCCAUCGUGGUGUCUCCGAUGCCAAGGACGUCGACGCCCCGAGAAAACGUUGAGUCGUCCAGCUCAGUGUACAUGGUUGACAGCCGAGAUCAUCGCCUCCGACGGAUAAGCGGCGACAGUGGCAUCCCUCUACUCAGUGACCGCGGCGAAGAAGCCACCGAAGGCCACAAGCCGUCGCUGUGCUACUCGUCCCCUCGGUCAUCUUGCCCGGUGAUCGACAUGCCCAACGACUCGUUUGCGUUGUCCCCGGCGCAGUCGGCUCGGUCGAGCCAGUCGUUCUCCAUGAGCCCGCGCCCCCAUUCGUACAACUAUGCCGUUCGCCCCACCGCGCUGAGUUUGGAGUCGAUUCGGUUCACCCGAACGUCUGGUGGCGACAUGCGGGACACGGCCUUCUCGUUUGGCGGCGACUACCGAGACACAAGGACGUCCAUGGCGUCCGAUUCGGGCUUGUAUCUGUAGGUGCUGUCGGGGGUAUGUGUAGUCCAUGCCGCCUUUAAGUUAUUGUAUCCAUUCGACUAUCGGUG